Messenger RNA from Aphidius gifuensis, 1320 nucleotides. Its product is annotated as mite allergen Der p 3-like. The coding region runs from base 1 to 1320 and encodes 439 amino acids. The transcript has 8 exons. The record is from RefSeq and is a predicted model, not a curated record. Gene Ontology annotation, molecular function: serine-type endopeptidase activity. NCBI's taxonomy places the organism in Eukaryota, Metazoa, Arthropoda, Insecta, Hymenoptera, Braconidae. Gene Ontology annotation, biological process: proteolysis.
AUGGCUUAUGAAUUUCCAUACUUGGCAUCACUUCGUUAUGCAGGACAUAAUUUUUGUUCAGGUACAAUUAUUAGUUCAAAACAUGUAUUAACUGCUGCACAUUGUAUGUACAAUGAGAGUGAUACCGACUUGAUUAAUCCACGUCAUAUAACUAUUGUUGUUGGUUCAAAUUUUGCUAUUAUUAACAGUGAAUAUGUUAAUAACGAUAUUGCAAUAAUGAGAACAAAAACACCAAUAAUUUUUAAUGAUGUUAUUAAAAUUGUUGAAUUGCCAACAAUAAAUAUCGAAACAAUACCAGUUGUAUUUAAUAAUUUUAUUAAAACUAUGUAUUUACCUGUUAAAUUACCUGGCUGGGGAAGUAGAAGUUGUCAGAAAACAGAAGCAAUAUUUUUAUCAAAAAUAGGAACAAAUAUUAUAAGUAACGAAAAAUGUGCUGAAUAUCAUAGAAAUAUUCACAUUGGACCAGAAAAAAUUUGUACAUAUCAUAACAUAAAUCAUUGUCCAUCUUAUGGUGAUAGUGGGAGUCCAUUGAUUUACAAGAAUCAAAUUAUUGGAAUUUUGUCGAUGGGUCAUCCUGAAUUACCAGAUGCACCAGAUAUUUAUACACGUGUUUAUUCUUAUUUAAUAUGGAUUAGAAAAGUAUUUCCAUAUAUUGUUGCACUUCGUGAUGAAACAAUGGAAUACAGAUGUGCUGGUGCUAUUCUUGAUGAAUAUCAUAUAAUAACAGCAGCUCAUUGUCUCUUUUAUCCAGAUCACAGUCUUAAAUCUGUAAAUCAAAUAUUUUUUACUGUUGGAACAAAUAUCAAUAUUGUCGCUGAUCCACGUGAAUUAUAUCAAAGUCGAAGUGCAUUUAUUCCCAUGAAUUAUGUACCAAUUGAAUUUAAUGCCAAUACUCAACCAGUUGAUUUGCCAACUGAAGAUGUUACUGAAAAUACAAGAGUCAUACUUUCUGGAUGGGGUAGUGAAGGUUGUACAGCAGUCAUGUCAUUCUUUUUAAAAAAAAUUGAAUUAACUGUUACAAAUAAAACCUUGUGUGAUUUUUAUCAAUAUAUGAAUUACAAUGGUGAUUCAGACGGAAUGUUUUGUGCUGUUCAUCAUUUGGGAGCUUGUCCAUCGUUUGGUGACAGUGGAGGUCCACUGGUUGAUGGAAACACUCUCAUCGGUAUUGUUUCAAGUGGUAUGCCCCAAUUUUCGGAAGGACCUUCUUUCAAUAGUAAAGUCUACAAUCAUCUUAGUUGGAUUGAUCGAGUCAGAAAAUUCGCACCUCCAAGACUUGGUUGUGGAGGAGGUGAUCCAAAUCCUGUAUUUCGAAUGUACUAA